Messenger RNA from Truncatella angustata, 1206 nucleotides. Its product is annotated as chitinase. Bases 1 to 1206 code for a protein of 401 amino acids. Gene Ontology annotation, cellular component: extracellular region. Lineage: Eukaryota; Fungi; Ascomycota; Sordariomycetes; Amphisphaeriales; Sporocadaceae. Gene Ontology annotation, molecular function: chitin binding; chitinase activity. The transcript has a single exon. The record is from RefSeq and is a predicted model, not a curated record. Gene Ontology annotation, biological process: chitin catabolic process; carbohydrate metabolic process.
AUGGGUGGCGGACCGGAAAACGGUUACCGCUCGGUAGCCUACUUUGUCAAUUGGGCCAUCUACGGUCGGAAGCACCGUCCACAAGAUCUGCCGGCGGACAAGCUCACCCACGUCCUCUAUUCUUUCGCCAAUGUCAGACCCGAAUCAGGCGAGGUGUAUCUUACCGACACGUGGGCUGACACCGAUAUCCAUUGGGAGAACGAUUCAUGGAAUGACAAUGGCACCAACCUGUAUGGCUGCUUGAAGCAGCUCAACCUCUUGAAGCGCAAGAACCGACAGCUCAAGAUUCUCCUGAGCGUCGGCGGUUGGACUUACAGCAGCAACUUCAAGCAGCCCGCUUCCACAGCUCAAGGUCGGGCCACAUUCGCCAACUCCUGUGUUGAACUCAUCAAGAAUCUCGGCUUUGACGGCAUCGACAUCGACUGGGAGUAUCCACAAAACGCUGCCGAGGCCGCCGACUACGUAGCCCUCCUGCAGGCGGUCCGCGACGCCAUGGAUAACUACAGCCGCACACUCCCAACACCAUACCACUUUGAGCUCACCGUAGCCUGUCCAGCUGGCGCUCAGAACUACGAGAAGCUUGACCUGCCGCGCAUGGAUCGUCUGCUCGACUUCUGGAAUCUCAUGGCCUACGACUUUGCCGGCAGCUGGGAUCAGAGCGCCGGCCAUCAGUCGAAUCUGUUUCCCUGCAGCAGCAACCCUGGGUGCACGCCCUUCAGCACUGUCUCUGCCAUAGACUACUACACCUCUCGUGGAGUCCCAGCCAACAAGAUCGUGCUGGGCAUGCCCAUCUACGGCCGCGCUUUCCAGGGAACAGAUGGCCCAGGCUGUCCUUACAGCGGCGUGGGCGAAGGGACCUGGGAGAACGGAGUCUUCGACUACAAGAAGCUGCCGCUCGAGGGCGCCGAGGAGAGGUUCGACGCCGAGUCUGGCGCCAGCUACUGCUACAACCCGUCGACGCGGACCAUGGUGAGCUACGACACGGUGGACAUGGCCCGGCACAAGGCCAUGUACAUCAGAGAUCGAGGCUUGGGGGGCGCCAUGUGGUGGGAGAGCAGCGCGGACAAGGAGGGCGAUCUGAGCCUCAUCGGCAACGUAGUACAUACGCUAGGUGGAUUUAGGGCGCUCGAGCAGAGGGAAAAUUGUCUCGCGCAGCCGGCGACAAAGUACGACAAUUUGCGGGAUGGGUUCCCGAAUGAUAAUUGA